AUGCUGGAUAUUCAUGGACCAGACAUCGCCAGGAUCCCCGCUGACAGCAAAUCCCUUGCAGAUGAUGGCAAGCCUGAGCUCGAGCCGUCGAUGGAGAGCACUUUCAGCAUCCAUGUUCCCGUCAACACCAGCUUGAACGAGCAAGUGCUGAGCUUUGUCACUUCGCCUGACCCAGCAACAAGCGAAUCUCAGUCGACAGAAGAUGCCGAGUUCGACACGGACGACUGGCAGACUCUAGAGCGUUUCAAGAACCGCACGGUCUUCUCCAUUGGUUCUACCUCAAGCCAAUUUCUUUAUCAAAGGGAAAUACCACGUCUGGCGAAGGAACACAGUGUCUUGAUGCACCUCACGCUCACACUGACGCUGAUGCAAGAUCGCUUCUUCGAGGAUGUCAGAUUGGAGGAGCCAAGUAAGCAGACGGAAGCGGAGGCCUACCACUGGUAUCAGGGGACCGUCAUAUUCAAUACGCAGCUCCGCCAGCUACACUCUCCAAUGAAUAGCGACGAGCGCGACGCCCUCUGGGGCAGUGCCGUGAUGCUAGGGUGCAUUGCCUUCUUCUGCAUCGAAGGCGAAACUCCACAAGAAGUAUGGCCGCUCAAACCGCCGGGCCCACUCGAUCUCGACUGGCUGAAGAUCUCUGAUGGCAAGAAAGAGGUCUGGCGCGUUGCGAACCCGCUACGGCCAGAUUCCUGCUUCUCGUCACUCGCCGAUGAACAAGUCGCCAUGGUGGCCUCUGCCCUUGGCGAGGCGCCCAUCAUGGAGGGCUUCAAGGAACUCUGGGAUAUGCAUCCGUACAAGCGCGCGGCUGGCGUCAUCGGAGAAUUGAUGAGCUUGGAGGUCACCAGGCGGACGUUUCUACAUUUCCUGACGUUCAUCGCGUACGUGGAGGGCGAUUUUGGCCGAGCACUUGGCCAGCGAGAUCCGAAGGCUCUGCUGCUGCUAGGCAUGUGGUAUGCCAAGGUGGCGAGGUAUAAGCAGUGGUGGCCAUUGCGGCGGGCGGUGCUGGAGGGUCAGGCGAUUGCCUUGUACCUGGAGCAGAAUCAUCCAGAAUUUGUGCAGGGUCCGGCGAGGCAUAUGCACGACUUUGUGAGACGAGGUACUGGGCUGGAAAAGGACUGGGGCUGGAGGGAUUUUGCGAGGGAGGCUGGUAUGGGGAACAUUGGAGACGUCGUGGGCACGUGUCGAGAGAGAUUUGGAUCCGGGUACUAUGCUCCAGCGUGA
Messenger RNA from Cyphellophora europaea CBS 101466, 1221 nucleotides. RefSeq lists its product as uncharacterized. NCBI's taxonomy places the organism in Eukaryota, Fungi, Ascomycota, Eurotiomycetes, Chaetothyriales, Cyphellophoraceae. The transcript has 2 exons. The record is from RefSeq and is a predicted model, not a curated record. Gene Ontology annotation, biological process: regulation of transcription by RNA polymerase II. Gene Ontology annotation, molecular function: DNA-binding transcription activator activity, RNA polymerase II-specific. The coding region runs from base 1 to 1221 and encodes 406 amino acids.